UGUUGAUAUCAAUAUGGCGGUUGUCAGCCAGACAAAGACAGUCAGUCUGAUGUGACUGAGACAAGGAAGGUUUUCAGGGGUAGACUGAGAGAUAGGGGCCUCCCCUCCCCCUUCUCCUCUUCCUGCGCCAGCUUCAACCCCUCCCCAGUCCCCUUCCGACUGGCGCCCCUCGCGGAAGACACCCCUCCUCCUCCUGAUUUCCCCUCCUCCCUACCUCAGCCCUUCGUACUGGGACGUUGGGGAGGGGGCUGUGCCGGGCGAAGAGAAGUCAGCAAGGAUUCUGAGCCAAAACAGGGUCAGGGUCCCACUCAGAGCCCUGGGGAGAGCGUCAUGAAAGCAGCUUCCCAAGACUGCACUUUCCCAGCCUUCCCAGCAGAUGGUGCUCUUGACAACCUAUUUCCCAUGACCCUACAAAGGAUCCAGUCAUUGUGAACAGGAAGAUGAGAUAAGCUGAUUGGCAUAAACUAAUAAGGACCAACCCCUGGAGAAUGAUAAAUAACACUGAUCAUCUCUGGAAAAGUUAUUGAUUCACCUCAUGUAAAGUAUGCUGAGUUCCUUUCCAGUGGUUUUGCUGGAAACCAUGUCUCACUAUACAGAUGAACCCAGAUUUACCAUAGAGCAGAUAGAUCUGCUUCAGCGCCUUCGACGUACUGGAAUGACUAAACAUGAAAUUCUCCAUGCCUUGGAAACUUUGGACCGUCUUGAUCAAGAGCAUAGUGACAAGUUUGGAAGAAGGUCCAGCUAUGGAGGAAGUUCAUAUGGGAAUAGUUCCAACAAUGUUCCAGCAUCUUCCUCUACCGCAACAGCCUCCACACAGACCCAGCAUUCAGGAAUGUCCCCAUCACCCAGCAACAGUUAUGAUACUUCCCCACAGCCUUGUACUACCAAUCAAAAUGGGAGGGAGAGUAACGAGCGAUUAUCCACAUCCAAUGGAAAGAUGUCACCAACUCGCUAUCAUGCAAACAGCAUGGGUCAGAGAUCAUACAGUUUUGAAGCCUCAGAAGAGGACCUAGAUGUAGAUGAUAAAGUGGAGGAAUUAAUGAGGAGGGACAGCAGUGUGAUAAAAGAGGAAAUCAAAGCCUUUCUUGCCAAUCGGAGGAUUUCCCAAGCAGUUGUUGCACAGGUAACAGGUAUCAGUCAGAGCCGGAUCUCUCAUUGGCUGUUGCAGCAGGGAUCAGACCUGAGUGAACAGAAGAAAAGGGCAUUUUACCGAUGGUAUCAACUUGAGAAGACAAAUCCUGGGGCUACACUAAGUAUGAGACCUGCUCCAAUUCCUAUAGAAGACCCGGAAUGGAGACAGACGCCUCCUCCAGUCUCUGCCACAUCUGGCACCUUCCGACUAAGACGGGGUAGUCGAUUUACCUGGAGAAAGGAAUGCCUGGCUGUCAUGGAAAGUUACUUCAAUGAGAAUCAAUACCCAGAUGAAGCAAAGAGAGAAGAAAUUGCAAAUGCUUGCAAUGCAGUUAUACAGAAGCCAGGCAAAAAGCUGUCAGAUCUGGAACGAGUUACCUCCCUGAAAGUGUAUAAUUGGUUUGCUAACAGACGGAAGGAGAUCAAGAGGAGAGCCAAUAUCGAAGCAGCAAUCCUGGAGAGUCAUGGGAUAGAUGUACAGAGUCCAGGAGGCCAUUCCAACAGUGAUGACGUUGAUGGAAAUGACUACUCAGAGCAGGAUACUUGGCAAGUACGCAAUGGGGAGGAGGAGGAGGGAAGAAGUUCAGAGGGAGGCAGAGAAGCAGAGAAGGAUGACAGCACUAGCCAUAGUGACCACCAAGAUCCCAUCUCAUUAGCUGUGGAAAUGGCAGCAGUCAACCACACAAUCUUGGCAUUGGCCCGACAAGGAGCCAACGAAAUCAAGACAGAGGCCCUGGAUGAUGACUGAUCAGGGAGGGUUAAACACAAGACGUUAACUUAGUUUUAGACGUAGCACCUUAGCAGACUUUUCCUCGGUCCUUAACAUGUGUUCUUACAGUAUAACUUUGCAGUUUCUUGUAUGUCAGUUAGCCGUUAGGGUCUUGUUCUGUGAAGAUGGCAUGGUGCCCUCAGCCUUUGCAUAUACUCUCUCAGUAUUAAUUCCCAGUAAUUAACCAACCAACCAAACUUUCCUCUCCCAGCCCCUGAGGCUAGAAAAUCUUGCUGCUCCGUCUUAGCAUUCCAAGAAAGUGCUUCCAGGUAUUUAGAUAGCCCUCAGUUCUCAAAUAUUAGGCUAUGUGUAAAAUCUUGGGUACCUUUAGAUUCAUGUAACACUAGUCUAUAACCCUUUUUCCUUCCCCAAGAUUGAUAGGAUGCAAGCUGAGGUAGCGUGGCACAGGAUUGACAGACACCAUUUGGGGGGUAUCUACAGAGUAAAAGGAACACUAGAAUCCCCACCUCAGCGUAAGAAUAAUUGAUUUUCAGCUGCAAUAAGCCGUGCCUCAUUAUAGUCACACUGUGGCUAGAUUAUACUUCUUUGGGUGCUGUGCUAAGAAUGUCAAUGGGACAACUCAGUCUCAGAUUCUGGUUGAUGUUAACAUGGCCUGACCAGACAUCCUUUCCUCUCGUAAGCUGUGUGACUUAAUAGAUAAAAUACUGCCUUCUGCCUUUGGGACCAUGAUUUAAAAAAAAAAAAAAGAAAAGAAAAAACAAGUUAUUUUAAAAAAACGACAGCUUGAGAGCAUUGGAAAAAGUACGGGCCGAAUGUCUAAUGGAUGCUAAGUUCAGUUCUCAGAACCACUAUUUGCUUGUGGCACAGUGUCAGUGCCUGCCUGGAAAAGUUCCAGAAGUCAUCACAGAAGUUGCUUUGCCUCCUGUGUGUGUUCCCUUUCUUUACUACCAAAAAAAGUCUUUCAAGGAUAGAACUAAGGUAAAAAAAUGAGUAAAUGAACUUAAGAGUCUCUGUAUCCAUUACUGCAGCCCCCUCAAUCUGAGAGGUUGGUAGAGGACUUUAUUGUGGGAUUAUGCUGACUUGACUAUCACAAAUGCCUAAAUAGGAGCAGAAAAAAGCAGGGGACAUUUACCACUUACAUUGUGGGUAUACAAUGGGAUGUGACUGCUUUGGUGUUCUCUUUACUCUGUCCUCUUAGAGGUGUGAAAAGCUAUAUUGCUACAGGCAAUUUAUUUAAUAAUUGGAAGCCAUAUUGAUAAUGGAUGUGGUAAUAUUUGUAAAGUUUAAUCUACUUUAAGUGACAGUAACUAAUGGAAUUUUUUUCCUUGAUCACAUAUGUAGCACUUUUGUUACUUUUUAAAGAUAUUUAUAUUUGAUAAAUCCUUUUUUCAUUUUUAGAACUCAAAAUACCAAACAGUGAACUUGUGUUAUAAAGUCACCCUGUGAUCACCUUGUCAUCUAGUAGCAAAAUGAUGAACUAUUCAUGCAUCAAAGAAAAUUACAUCUGCUGGCCUUUAUGAAAAUGAUCUCUUGGCAUCCCGAUUAAAUGACACACUGUCACUACGGGUAAGAGGAAACAGCAUUCAAUGUAGCAGCAUAGGGUGCAUCUAAAAGAGGCACAACUGCUGUCUAUUUUCUGCUUCAUUCCAUCUCUCCUUUCUGUAUAUAACAAAAACUUGUUUAAAGGGGAAUGUGAGGCUGGCUAUUAAGCAGAGCCUCUGUCUUUUUGCCCAUUAUCUGAAAACAGUUUUUAAGAUAGAAAGAAGGUGCCAUUUCCUCACCACUUCACCUCUUUUCCCCCUCCCCCCAAGUGUAUUAGACUUAAAACCAUUGAGAGCGAGUUACUGACCUUCCUUAUUUGUCCCUUUCUCAUUAGUGGAUAAUGAAUAUCUGCCAGUUUUUAACUGGUCUAACUCCACUUAAGGCACACACUAACUAGAUCAUCUCCUUUUCUGUUGAUCUUGCGUACGUAAGUGUGAGGAAGAAUCUUUGAGAGGGCGUGAAAAUGCCACCUCGUAUGUGUCUGUGACAUUAAAGACCUAUAGGCAAGGCUUUGUCCUGCUCUUGUCCAUGGAUUUCAGGGGGAAAAUGUAUGUACUUUUUCAGCUUCCAAGAAUUAAAGUAAAACAGAGCAGUCUUUUCUGUUUUACAGUAUUACUUGAACCAUUCGAUUCAAGAGUAGCAAUUUGUUAUUCUCAGGAAUGAAUCCCCCACUCAUAUUCUUUCUUGGUUCAAUUAGGAUAUUGUAUUAUCCUUCUUUCAUUUUAUUUUACUUAGAAGAAAUAUGGCAUAUUGUAUCCUUCAUUUUGGUGGAAUUUUGUCUGCUUACUCUUGGUGGAAUCAGAAAGAAAAGGGGAGAGAGAAAGAAAACACUCUCAGACAAGCCACAUCCAUGAUUUAUUGUUUUUGGAUUUAUUUGCCCUGGUCUGGAGAGCAACAUUCAGAUGUGCCCUGGAACCUCACAGUUAGCGUCUGAGCCCCCAGGUAUGGUGGGUUUGUGGGCUGGUUGGUGUGUGCUGUCCCCACUGCCGGCAGGAUGGCCCUGAGCAGGUCCCACUUAAAAGCUCUUUGGAUACUGGCUCCCUUAAUGCCAUCUUCAUUUUCUCUCUCUUUUUAAUAAAAGUGGCUCUGUACAGCCAUAAUUAACUCUCAAAUUCACAUUGAUGUGCUGUGAUCAAAUGAAGGUUUGACUGAAUCUUUUGAAAUUGUAACCAUGGUAAUUGAGGGGGGUGGCAUAGAAUGAAUAUAGAAAAAUAUAGUAACGACAAUUGUUCUGAAUGACCAAGUGUCCUCCUGACAUAUAAUUAGCUGUUUUAGCAAGAUGUAGAUUGGCAUGGUCAUAAUUAAAAGGAUUUCUGUCCUUUCUGUGACUGAAAAUGGCAGCUCUCCCAUUCUGUGUUCCCUUUUAGCACAAAUACUCCCAAGAACAUUUGGAACAGCGACUCAGUAAACUAAAAUAAUGACAUGGUGUUCAUGUUCUCUCCCAAGUGAAAGAGAAGGAUUUGGAUUUAUUUCAGCUUCAAAAUAGAAGCCUUUGCUUAUUGUUCCCCAUUUGACUUCUAAAUUAUUUGAAACCUCUCUCACAUCCAAUUUCAACCUGUUCCAUCUUUGGACAGAAACCAUAGACAAAAUCCCAAACUGAGUUAUUACUGGACAACUACUAACUGACAAGGCCUUCCAGAUUACUCCUUCCCACUUGCUAACCAGCUAGGAGAUAUCAUGUUACCCUGGCUUAAGAACAUUUACUACUUAAUGAGCUUCCUAGAAUUUUCAGAUUUUUUUCUUGAUUAUUUGAUAUUAUGGUAAGAAAGUGUUUAUCAAAUGGCAGUUUACACAUAAGUUAAAUAGGUUUUUUCCUCAUUGAAUUGUGAUGUAGAACAGACAACAUGACGUGAACACAUAAAUAAACCAAUGCAUACCAGCUUUAAACAACUAUAUGGCACAAUGGAAUGCUGGUAUUUGCAGUGUCCUAAAGUCAUGGGAAAAGACAUGAAUUUUCUCCAGCUUUUCUCCCUUCACUCUUGUAUAGCAAUUACCAACUUUCUCAUGUCUAGCGCCUUCUGUUUUUAUCCUGAGUUUUCCCCCGUAUUCCACUAUGUCAGUGUGAUUGGUUCCUUGGCACUUUGAAAUCCAUGCUCUCUCCCUUCCCACUUUGCUCCUUCCUCCUUCCGUCUACCUGUCCCAUUGGGUCUCGUGUGGUAUGGAUGCCCUACAUGGUCCCUCGACCACGGUGCCUGCUCUUCUCACCCUGAGGGGUCACACUGGAUGGGAGCUGCUGAUUCACCACCUCACCUUCCUCUAGAGUAUGUUGGGAUUUUUGUUUCCAUCACUUGCGGAAGUUCUUAUUCAAUUACGUGAUCAGGAAUGAGUCUGCCAGAAGAUCAGCACCCAUCCCAGUGCCCAGUGGCCUUCGUAAGCCAUGCUGUUCCCAGGAAGCUCACGGCUAUGCCAGCUGGGCCUGGGUCCAUGAGCCCUUUUCUUUUCUAGGAUCGGACACUCCAGGAUUGGUUAGUUGCCACUAAACAAAAUACGGCUCUUGCUUUUUUUCGUAUUUUGCUGUUUCCCUUUCUACAAACCUUUACCCCCUCCACGUAUUAGGAGGAAUCCUAGCCUAGCUUCAAUGCCUAGUUAAAAUUCAGUCUUACGAGAAUGCUGAGGUAAGCUGCUUUUUAUAAUUAUCCUCCCCCAAACCUGCCCUCAAACACACAAAUACAUAUAGAAUUUGGGAAAAGGUCCUUACACCAUGAAAUUCUUUCUUCUUCUUCUUCUUUUUUUUUUUAAUUUUCUUCCUCCCAAAAUACUUGCAAUAACAAAAUCCCAAACUGAGUUAUUACUCAAAUGUGUAAUAGUUAGACUAGAUUAAGAAGAUGAACCUGUAAAAGGUUUUUUACUGAGCACUUCUCUUCCUUUAAGGUAUAAAAGUCACUUUAGGCCCCUGCACACCUGCAUUCCUAAUAUAUGUGCAGUCACUGAGACUGUUCCCUUUGGGAUCCUACCAGUCUUUGUGGCAAUUAGAAUGAUUAUGGAUUUAUGACCCCAAAGAGUAUGGCAUCCCUUAUUUUCCCAGCUGCUAAAAACAUAACAAAAUAUCUCCAUUAGAAUUUGGAUUAUGUGUUAAUAUUAGAGAUUCUGGGAUCUGACUAGAUGAGUAUAAUUCUGUGAUUUGUGAGCCAUACAUUAAAACAUUUCAUAGAAAAUUGAUUAUCUGCUUACAUUGAAAGAAAAUAGAAUUAUCACUUCAGUUAAAAUGUAACAUGAUCAGCCGCUUAAGGGUGAUGCUACUUGAAAAUAACUGGAGUUGGAAGGACAUUUAGCUUCCCAAAUAUUCCCAGAGACCACUCUGAUGAUUCAAAAAACCCUCCUUUAUAUACUUCUUUACCACCGGCAGCCCCCAUUGCUUCCCCUAACAAAAAAGCAACUCAGUUCACCACAAUCAGUGAAAAUUUAGGUAACAUUUACCCAUGAAAUAUGUAUUUUUUGGAAGAAAACACCAAACAUAAUUAUUCCUAUCAGAAACUAGAUGAAGACACUGUGAUUCUAAAUCAUAAUACUAAAAGAGAAAGGCCUGCAGACCUCCCUGAGCAUUCACGGCUCUUAAUAAUCAUGACUGGUAUUUACUGAGCAACAGCUAGGUUCCGGGCACUGAUCGGAGAGUGAUGACACAGCGAAAGUUGUUUGUCACUUCUCUGAAUGAAGUCACUGAGUGAGCAUGUUCCAUUUCCCCAUGACAGCCUUGGGUGGUCCCCCAGUUUCUGAGCAUUGCUGUCGUCUUCCCGUGCAGCCAGUUCCCUCCAACACUGGACCGGUGUCAUCUUAGAUUCCAUAUCCUCAUCUACUUUCCUCAUCCAAUAAACAAGCUACUGGUUAGUCUUUCUCCUUGGUUAGUGUUGGUGACAGAUGCAGGAAUUCAGUGAGGCUGUUCAGCUGCGACCUGAGGCACUUCAGUCCCCUCCUGUCAGGGAGGCAAAUGUGAAAGCCUUGCCUUUCACUGGGAAGAAACAUACAUAGCUGUCUUACGGUCCAUAUACUGAGGGGAACUAGUAUUUUAGCAACACUCUGGGUGCAGUACCAGUUGGUGAAGGCAGAGAAAGUUAAAAUCUCUCACAUUUCCUUUUUUCGCUCUCUAGAAAGCUCUUCUGGCAUUUUCUUAGUGCCUGUUAGUUUUGGGCAUCUGCUAGUGUUUAGAAGUGUUUUGCUAAGCCACUCCAACUUCUGAUGCUUUCCCCUCCAUAGUCAUUAUUUGGGUUAGUGACUUAGUGACCCUGGGCAAGGGGCAUGGACUUGACCAACUUAAAAUUCUUUUUUUCCUCCUUUCCCCACUUUCUGGCUCUUUUCCUCUCGAAAAUAAGUAGCUAUCCUGUAGUUGGUUCUUUCAUUGUUUCUCUUUUCUGAUCUGCUAUGUUAUGUCAUAGACAUCCUUGAAACUCAGGAGAGUGAAAACCAUUUCAAGAGCUAUGCCACAGCUUUGGAAAAUCUACCAUGUUGACUAGUUAGCACUGAUGGUCCCAUAAUUAAUACAUUUCUUUUCAUUAGCCAGCUAAUGGAGUUUUUUUAUUAUCUAUCACACACCCCUCCCCCCCCCCCAAAAAAAAACACCUUAACUUGAAGGGAAGAAGACAUAUAUGGCUUCCAUUUUGGUAUUGGUUCAGAUGUUGCAUCCUUGUGGUGGUUAGACUGCCGUUGAAAUUUUAGAAUGGGGACACUAGCUCCUCUAUAGGAAGAACCAGAUGCAUUCCACAACCUAAUAUUCAUGAUACAAGAAGACAUGACACUUUUGUUUCAAGGUUUAUUCCUCCCUUUAUGGCUUUUUCAACUUCCUAUCACUUCCAGGUCAAGUCUAAAUUUCAGCUUUGUGACUUUCUUUGAGAACAAAAAUCUCUCACUUUUCUGUUUUAUUCGAACUAAGAGCCCAGCAUAAACUUGUGAGGGUCAUUUUUCCAUUUCAUCAUUCACUGAAGCUAUUAAACUGAAAAACAAAAACUACAUUAGUGCUAUAUUAAUGUAAACAGCAGCCACUCCAAUAAUAUUACAUUAAACUCUUGGUUUUAUGCCAAAUUCAGGGGAAGGGGAGCAAGUACAUACAUUAGUAGACUGGACUGAGUGAAGGUGAGAGAGAGCUCAGCUGUGGGCUUCUUUUGAGAAGCAUUAGUGUUCGUUGUAAUUUACCUUGAGAAACCACAUUUCAGUAUAUCAGAGUCAGUGAACCCCUUAAUCAUGCCUCUCUGAAAAUGAGCGCUACUAAACCAAAACCAAAGUUCUUGGAGGCAGCGGGUGGAGCUCUUCUUUUUCAAGCAUUGGAAGCUCUGGCAAGACUUCCCUAAUUGCUCUUUGGUUUUGCCAGAACACUCCUCUUUGAAGGGGCCUUCUUUUCCUAGUAGUUUCUCUCACAUUGAUAUUAGAAAACCAGUCCAUGCCAGCGCCCUGUGACAGUGAGUCUAGAGCAGGCAGACCCACUUUUUGCCUCAUUCAGCUUCUUCAACAGUUUGCAGAACAUGGAAAAAGAAAGGCCUCUGCUGGCUCACGUCCCUGGCCCCUGAGCCAUCAUGUCACGGUUUCUUCACAUUCACUUAGGCUGCAAGGUAGGAAGCUAUCUCUGUCAGAAGAUGCUAAGAAUAUCAUAGUUGCCUCCUCUGGAAGAGCCCACAGCCUUCUCUGAUUCCCCAUGGGCUGACUCCCUUCCAUGGCCAUGGUCACACUGGGUAUGCAGUACUUUUCAAGGAUAAAUUUCUGUUUGUUUUUUAAGUGCCUAAGCAAGUUACAGACCUCUGGAACCUGCCAGAGAGUUGGCCUGUGCCCUGUCCCCUCUUCUUUCCUCAAUUCUGCCCUUAGCCCUUACGGCUGACAUAGGGUGGCUGCCCCUUUCCAGUGUUCCUGGCAUUCUGCGGGCAGAACAACUGCAAGGGCAAGCCAGGGGAGAGAUCUCAUCAUUGCUACAGCAGGCUGGCGUUAUCACUGUUUUCCUGUGUUUCUUUCUAAGGGUGUUUCUGUUCAUAUGGUUAUGGUCCUGGUUCAUGGAGAACUUGGAAGGAGACUUGUAUUUCUUAGCUAAAUCUCAGUAGCUAGUGCAUGAAGAAGGCAGGAGAGCAAGAUAGCCUCAGAGCAGAAUUCAGAAAAGGCAUCGCGAUCCAAGAGGGCAGAGUCAAAUGAUCAUAAUUAGUAAACAUGAUGAUUCAUUUACAGUUGUUCAUCACUGGAAUCCUGACUACCUUCCCUCAUCCUCUUUUCCUGGAUUUGAGGGAUCAGGUGUCUGUCUGUUCAUGAGGGCCCAGAAAGGCUGUCAUUGGUAGGGUGUUAAGCAAGAUCAAAAGUGCAUCUUUGAAAGUGAGUGUGAGAUUGUUUCCUUCUUUUUUAAAGUAAUUAAGUCUGAUCUAAAUAUGGGGCCUUUAUUAUAUAGUGGGUGUGUGACAGAUUUUGUGACUGCACUCUAUCCAUAUCACGUAACUAAGCAGUACUCAGAUGAUUUAUUGGUACAUUAAAAGGUUUUGCAAAAUGGAACAAUCCAUAUCCAGGCACUUUAUUUUCAUUAAUAAUCCAGCAUUUUUGUUGAGACAAUGUAUAACCCAAACUCUGGGCAUUCACACUUAACACAAAUGGGCAAAUUUGUGAGCAGAAUUCUUCUGACUUGGAUUUAAAAGAGAAGAGGUUGUUGAUCAAAUGGGAGAAAUACUGCUGUGGUAAUAAUGAAAAUAAGGCUUUUCUGGAGCAUGUAAAUCAACCAGACAAUUUGGCAGUGCAUUGUCAUUCAGUUCUCCAGCUGCUAUUUUUUGUACAGGUUCUACCCAGUGCUUGUCAGUUACCCUGGUAGUAAUUGAAAAGAGAUGAAUGUGGGAUUGCAGCAAACUAGGGAAAACAACAAGGAAAUGCAAUUAGAAGCAGGAAAAGAAGCCAGUUUCUUUUCACUUAAAUGUACUUGAACACUCCAGCAGGACAGAGUGCUGGGGAAUUAUUUCCGUUUCAACGAUGUGCAGCUUUGGUUUUACCGUUCAUUGUAGUGAUGGGAACUAGCUGGUGCAAGUUAUAAGAUGGAAAGCAAGUUUAACAGUUAUAAUUUGAUCAGAUACCAUGGACCAGAUGCCUUGGGAUUGCCUAAAAGUAUUUAGCAUCCACCAAAUACUCAAGUAUCUAAGAUGGGCUGUGUGGGAUCUCUGUCAGAUGUGUUUGGGGGGCACACAUCAUCCCUCCCUACCUUGGCCUUGUGUGUCUUGUCUUUGAGUUUCCAUUCAGAGUCUCCUCUGGUCUCUGUCCUCCCAUCUUGUGCACCAUGUGUCCCUGAGGGCGAGUCACACCUGUGUCUGAGUCUGCUGUAAGGUGUUCAGUCUACCUCAAGGGGUCAUCAUGGUAUACGCUCGUCCACAUAACAAUCUUUUUUACAUUGCCACACACACUGGAAUGUAUAUCUUCCCCUGCCCUUACCUCCCCUGUCCCUUAAUAACCUCCUGACCCCCUUUCCUGUAAUCACCACAGACUCCUAGUGCAAAUUGGAUGCUGCUUUAAAUGUGAAAACAAUUGUUCAAAAGCUAUAAAACCUGAAUGAAAGCUAAAGCUGAAUUUAUAAGCCUUGUUGCAUAUGAGCCAAAAGUGCAAAAAGCUCUAUAUAAUGAACUAACCUGCCACUCAUAUAAAUAUAAAUAUAUAUAAAUAUAUUAAAAUCAGACUGUUCUACAAAAUUGUGUAUUUGUAUUUUUGUGUACGUACAAUUUUCUGCUAAGCAGAAGGAGGAUGUAGUAUAGGAUGCUGUGAGAAGAGAUUUGGUUUAAUCAUAUUUCUUGGUUACUUAUUUUUGUUAACAUCCAGAUGCCUGUCUUCGUCUUAUAUGUGUAUGACACUGUUUUGAAAGCUGCAGUAUCUCCCUUCCUUAUGUCCAGAGUCCUUUAGAGAAUGAGAAAUGGGGAUUAGAGAGUUGUCUUGGUCACAGAACAUGGAUAAGUGAGCAGAACCAUUUGAACAAGAUCAGUUCCUGUAGUGCGUGUGUUUGAGCUAGGAGCUGCUCGCCGUCCUGGGGUAGGAUUGGGGGAAGGAGAUGGCUUACCCACUUUGAGCCAGCCACUGCACUUUGACUUGCCUCUGGGAAGCCAGAUUCCACUUGUAGAAAUCAACACUUCUAAGAAAACAAAGACAGUCAAUGGUCAGAUCCCUGUUACAUGAGUCUCCAUUGGGUCCACCAGAAUGGGGACAUAGGGUAUCUCUGAACUUAGGAACAGGACCUCUUAUUUCUGUGCCAGAUGUUUGGACAAAAGCAGCAGGUAGCGCUGCUCUGGCCAUAGUGUGCAGCGUAUUGGCCAUCCAUGGGCUCCAUUUCCCUCACCAGAGUAGUUGCUGCCUUUUUUCAGGUCAGGUUACCAAAAUGCCUCCCCUCUGCUGAGCUGCUGAUGCUUCAUCACCCAGACCUCCAGCCCCAGUUACCUGGAGCACCUCAGAGCCCACUUUCCUGGUGCUAAAACACAAGAGGGGGUUAAAGUGGCUGCCAAUAAUGCCAGAAACCAGCCGACCCACCAAGAGGCCAGGCUGAAAGACAAGCUUCACAGGCCCUUCCACGAUGAAGGCAUCCAGCUGCCCUGAGCCCCAGGCCCCUCCCCGCUGCUUCCCACCCACUUCUCAGCCCCAUGUGGUCCCUCCUGAUGUUAAUCUUCUCUAGGGAGAGUGAUACUGCACCUUCACCUGUUGGACUCAUAUUUAUAACAAUGUGUUAUGACUGUAGCAAAAAGCCCUUGUUUCUAGAUGUAAAUGGUCAAAGAAACAAGGUGCUCUAUUGUAUCGAUUAAAAUAGUUCAAAUGAGUCCUGUAUCAUUGUAUCUCCUAUUCUGGAUUAGUGCCUUUUGGACAGUAGACUGUUCUGUAAUUAAAAUGUAGUAUACUGCUUUUUUGUACAGUUUUGUUUUAAUAAAACUUUUUUUUAAUUUGUGUUUAUUUUAGUAUUGUACCUAUUAGAGAAUAAAAUGUAUAACUGAA
Molecule: messenger RNA, 12310 nt
Organism: Choloepus didactylus (southern two-toed sloth)
Lineage: Eukaryota; Metazoa; Chordata; Mammalia; Pilosa; Megalonychidae
Gene: HMBOX1
Product: homeobox containing 1
Exons: 14
Coding region: 545-1879 (444 amino acids)
Biological process (GO): positive regulation of DNA-templated transcription
Cellular component (GO): nucleus
Molecular function (GO): double-stranded telomeric DNA binding
Source: RefSeq, a predicted model, not a curated record